This is a messenger RNA of Aureococcus anophagefferens, 843 nucleotides long. RefSeq lists its product as hypothetical. The record is from RefSeq and is a predicted model, not a curated record. Lineage: Eukaryota; Pelagophyceae; Pelagomonadales; Pelagomonadaceae. Gene Ontology annotation, cellular component: endoplasmic reticulum; COPII-coated ER to Golgi transport vesicle. The annotation marks the transcript as partial. The transcript has a single exon.
GGCGGCGUCUUCUCGCUCAUCGCCGUGGUCCUCAUGGCGUUCAUGUUCAUCACGGAGACCUACGUCUUCCUCGGCGCGGGCCCCGUGCGCGAGGUCAUCGACCUCGAGAUGGACGUGUCGGCGGAGCUGCGCAUGAACGUGAACUUGGAUUUCCCGAACCUCGAGUGCUCGGACCUCACCGUCGAACUCUGGCGCGCGGCGGUCCGGAGCCAGCCGCGGUCCAUGGAGAAGACGCUGCAGGUGUCGCAGUUCAAUCCGAUCUCGAAGCGGAAGCGCCGCUACGAGCGCAUCGUCAACGCGAAGAAGGGCGCCGAGGGGGGCUUCACCGGGUGCAAGGUCGAGGGCUACGUCAACGGCUACAACUCGCCCGGGUCGCUGAAGAUCUCCGCGCCGCCGAACGCGAACCUGAGCCACACGGUCAACGCCUUCUCCUUCGGGCCGCCGCAGACGCGGGACCAGGCCAAGCACCUCGCGCGGCUCCCGGAGAAGUUCCGCAAGGUCGCCGACGGUACCUUGGACGGCCGCGACUUCUUCUACCACGCGAACGACAAGGUCUUCCACCACUUCAUCCACGUCGUGCCGACGAAGUACGCCCUCGCCGGCGUGCGCAAGCACUUCAUGGCCUACCAGCUCCUCCACCAGGACCACCUGAGCCACCACGACGACGACGAGGUCGACCACUGGUCCGUCCGCUUCGGCUUCGACAUCUCCCCCAUGGUCGCCAAGGUCACGAACCAGGGCUCGACGCGAUGGUACGACUACGUCACGAACCUCCUCUCCAUCAUCGGCGGCGCCUUCACCGUCGUCCAGCUCGCCGAGCGCUGCGCGUCAACGUUGUUUUGA